Molecule: messenger RNA, 3448 nt
Organism: Argiope bruennichi
Lineage: Eukaryota; Metazoa; Arthropoda; Arachnida; Araneae; Araneidae
Exons: 10
Coding region: 369-3299 (976 amino acids)
Cellular component (GO): nucleus
Molecular function (GO): metal ion binding
Source: RefSeq, a predicted model, not a curated record
UCUAGAUGUAAGGCAUAUAUGCAUGAAAAUGCAGUGUGCUUUUUUACCUUGCUGAUUUUCGAAGAAGUGCUAGUAUAGAAUUGAAACUUAUCUUAAAUGCAAAAGCCUUCGUUUCUUUUACUAUUGCGUGAAUUUUAAUUAAGAACCAAGAGAUUUAAUUAGAAGUUGUGCCAAAAUUGUUAUAGUCUAUUCAAAAACUGUGAUGUUCUAUAUAUGUCAAGGUUGAAAUGUCUUAAUUUUUCAAAGAUUUUCAUGAGCUUCUUUUAUGUUUUCGUGUUUUAUGUUUAAUGAGUUUAUUUAAGAAGUUGACUUUGUAUAUAAAAGUAGAGUAAAACUAAUUUUAAAAAAGAUUACUGUACUCUGAAGUGAUGACGACUGUUGAGAAAAUGAAAGACGCUAAAAAAGCUGCUCUUCAAGAUGAAUUGAAAUAUUAUAGUGGUUUACUUGCAGCACAUUACAGUUCAGUGAAAACAAAUUCUCAAAAUCUAAAUAUUCAAAGUACCACUACAAGGAAUCUUGCAAAUUCUACUUGCAACAAUUUUAAAACAACUACAAAUAAUUGGCAUCUUCAUAAAUCAACUUCAUUUCAAAGAAAUGUGACUAAGUUACCAAAUCAAAAUAUAAAAGUUCGGUCUAGUUUUACUCUCCAUAAGAAAAUGGAUUUACGUAAUAAAAUUGAAACUUCUAAUUCAUUUAGUUUCAAAAAAUAUCCUUGUCAAUCCAGUACGAUGAAAGUAAAUUCAUCGGCUUUAUCUUAUAAAUCUUCAAAUCACACAGGAAAAACUUUGGAGCAAAAGAAUCCUGUUAAUUCUGAAAAACAAAUGAAAUCAGAUGUAAAUAAAUCUGCAGAAUCAAGUUCUCGGGUUUUAAUGGACGAAAUUCAUCUAUUAUUAAAACAGCUAAAACAAAAAACUGAGAAUGUUGAUAAUAAAGUCAACCAUGUAUCUUCAAAAGUUCACUCGUUAAAUAAAUGCAUACUUAAUAAACCAGAGCUUAAGGCACCUAUUAAAGUAUCUACUGAUUCAAAGAUAAUUUGUAAUACAUUAAGUAAUAGCCAGACCAUUAGCUCAAAAGAUAAAAAUUAUAAUAUUUUCUCCAGUGUUGAUUCUUCUCUUCUGUCAUCAAAAAACAGUAAUUCAGGCAUAUUUAAUGAAAAAAAGAAAAAUUCUCAAGAGAAGCUAUCUCGUGGUGUGAAUGAUUCUUCGGUAAAGCCAGUGCCUGAAUUCAGAAAUAGUUUUCAACAGCAAUCGAACCAGGAAAUUUCCACUAAAACGUUAAAUGAAUCUAUCCAGGAUUUGCGUGCUAAAUUUGGAACUGUAGAUGCUUAUCGAGUGAUUAAUAUAGUUAAAACACCUGUUAAAAAGAAGUUAAAUAGUGCAAAAAAAUUAAAUGGAACAACUCUGUUUGCCUCCAAAUAUAAAGUUGUAAAUGAAAAACGUCCAUGUGUUCAACAGGAGAAAGUUGCUUUAGUUACAACUGAAGUUAAAACGCCCCUUAAAAUGAAACCUGUUCAGAAACAUAUCAAUAGUGUUAAAAAGACAAAAGGUGCAGCAAGACUCAUAAACACAAAGUAUACGAUUAUAAAUAAGAAAUUGCCUUGUGUUCAGUCAUUGAAUUCUGAAAAUUCUUUCCACGGAAAUGGAGGUGAUGGUGUGUGUAAGCUUUCCAUUAAUGAUAAAUGGACAGGUUUAAAAACAAAUGGAAUAAAGUUGAAAGCCAGUAAGUUGAAUUCAAAAUACAAAAUUGUGAAUAAAAGUGAAAACCCCACGAUUGGGCCUACAUCAUUUUUUGAAAAUAAAAGUAUUAAUGCAAAGGAAGGUAAGCUAGGCGAGUUUGUACAUGAAAGGAAUAAAAAAAAUCUCAGCAAAUUCAGUACAUGCAGUUCCUUGAGAAAAUAUAAAUAUACUGCUUCAAAACUACAUGGUGAAAGAAAAAUUAUCAAAAGUAUGACUCCUCUAAAACAUGACUCUUCUUGUGUCCUUAAUUUGAAAAGAAAAAAGCCAAAUCCUUUCACCUCAAAUUCUAAAUAUAGAACUGUGAAUAAACAACCUGUUACUUCGUUGAAAAAAGUUUCUGAAACAGUGAAGUCCAAUAAUUCUAAUAAUGAGCCAAACAGUAGUAUUGAUCCAGAUCUUCUUAUGGAGCUUGCUGCUGAGUGCAAUGAUAAUGUAAUUGCGGAUUCUCCUAAUAAACAUAUACUUAUAAAACGAGUUUUUAAAAGCAAAAAUGCAAUUGUGAAUAAAAACAUUUGCUCAUUGCAAUCUAAGGCUGCCAAAAUGAUAAAAACAAAAUAUUCAACUCUAAAUAAGAAACAUUCAUGGCAAAAGCAAAGCUUUACAAAAAGAUUAAUCAGUCCGAAAUGCUUCAAAGGUCAUAAAUUUGACAGUAUUUAUCAAAGGAAAAUGCCUUUCUACCAUAAUCAAAGAAAGAGGAAUAACAUUAGACAUAAGAGUCUACCUCUUGUUUCUACCUAUUUUCCUGGAAGAAGUUAUUCUAGAAACUAUCUUGUUUCAAAAAAUAGAAGUAAUGCAGUUGGUUCUCUCCAAUCUAUGGUUAAAACUCCUAAAAGAUUUGUCUUGAACAGAAAAGUGCAUUUGAAAACUCCAAACAGUAUGAAGUCAAUUGUUCCUACAUCCAAAUCAAUGGCAAGCCGUGCAUUAAAUCGCAGUAUUAACAGAGUCUUAACUGCAUCUGUUAAGAAAAAGACUUCAAAAAUGAAUAUAUAUUGCAUGUUCUACAACAGAUUUGGGCGAUGUAAUAAGGGUAUAAAGUGCCCUUAUGUCCAUGAUCCUAGCAAAAUAGCAGUUUGUACAAGGUUUCUUCGUGGUACUUGCAAGACUGAAAAUUGUCCAUUUUCACAUGAAAUAUGUCCAGGAAAGAUGGCAAUAUGUUCCUUUUUCUUAUUAGGUUCAUGUACAAAAACUGAUUGCCCUUACAGACAUGAAACAUUAUCUCCUAAUGCCAAAUUAUGUAAAGCAUUUGUUCAAGGUUAUUGCCCAGAUGGAAAGCAGUGUAAACAAGCACAUGUGUUGGUUUGUCCACAAUUUGUACAAGGACACUGUGAUAAAGGAGAUGCGUGUCCUUUUCCUCAUCCACCAUCCAAAGAAAAGAAAACCAUUCCUAAUUUAGCUGAGAAGAAUGAAAAUCUAGAAGAAACUGAGGAGCUAAUAUUAGAAAAAAUGUCAAGAUAUUUUGAAUGUGCAUACGAAUCGCCAACCAAUAACAGAUCAGGCAUUAACAGUAUAGCUGUUCCAAGGAUUCGAAAACUUCCAGAGCAGCCUUCAUUCAUAGCUUUGUAAACAGAGAGAGGUGCUGCUGAAGGACUAAAAAGUGUUAAGGUUUGUUUAGGUAAGAAAUGCCACAAAAAAAUUAUUUUCUUAGCCAAAUGUACAGUUUAUUUCGUAAUUUUUCAUUUUCAUGAAAUUCUGUACAAAUCACUGUUUUAUAC